AUGGCUGGUGCACAGAAGUCAGUCUGGAGUGCCCUCCCUGGCCUGCUGAUUGCCCUUCUGUGCCUGGGCUCUGCUGAGGGUGGAAGGCUGUUGGUGAUACCAGCAGACGGCAGCCAUUGGACAAGCAUGAAGCCCCUAGUGGAGGAACUGGGGAGGAGGGGUAACCAGGUGGUGGUUGUGAUCCCAGAGGCCAGUCUCAGCAUGGGCCCCUCUGAGCACGCCACCACCCUGACCUUUCCCGUACCAUACACCAAGGAGAACAUGACUAAGGACCAGGAAAAAGCCCUGAACCGUUUAUUGACCACAGAUGUCUCCACUGCUGUGGCAAAGCUAAAGAACUACUGGACCACCAUAACCAUGCUGAGUCAUGUUGCCAUGAAGACCUGUGAAAGCAUGGUGUACAACAAGGAUCUGAUGCGGACCUUACGGGACUAUGACUUUGAUGCUCUGCUCACCGACCCGUUUUGGCCUGUUGGAGUAAUCGUUGGGGCGUAUCUGGACAUUCCGUCGAUCUACAUCCAAUCAUCUCUCCAUUGUCACCUCGAUAUUACUUCCUCGAGAUGUCCCCACCCCGUUUCAUACCUGCCACGGCGUUUAACACACUACAGCAGUCGCAUGACCUUGUGGGAGAGGACCGUCAACCUGCUAAGGUCCUUACUGGAUCCUGCGGCCUGCAGACGUCUUUACGCUCAUGCAGACAGGGUGGCCUCUGAUAUCCUGCAGAGGGACACCUCCAUUGUGGAGCUGGCAAGCAACGCAGCACUGUGGCUGAUGACCUUCGACUUCAUCUUUGAGUUCCCCAUGCCUCUGAUGCCCAACAUGAUUCCAAUUGGUGGGAUGAAAGCAGAAAAGCCUAAACCCCUACCACAGGUGAGUUUUGUUUUGAGGUUGUCCAAUAUCUCCCAAGGGCGUUGA
Messenger RNA from Sardina pilchardus (European sardine), 915 nucleotides. RefSeq names its product UDP-glucuronosyltransferase 1A1-like. The coding region runs from base 1 to 915 and encodes 304 amino acids. The record is from RefSeq and is a predicted model, not a curated record. Gene Ontology annotation, molecular function: UDP-glycosyltransferase activity. NCBI's taxonomy places the organism in Eukaryota, Metazoa, Chordata, Actinopteri, Clupeiformes, Clupeidae. The transcript is spliced from 2 exons.